AUGGUUGUGUGCAAAUUCUUUCAGCAGGGAAACUGCCGUUAUGGUCAGAACUGUAGAUUUGACCAUAUUUACGGUUCAAAAUACUCUUAUCACGCUUCUCAAGCCAGUCAGCCUGCCUCCAGUAUACUUACAGAUGAGCAGAUAAUGAAUCAAGUCCCUUCUGAUGUACAGGCUAUACUAAAAGGAGGACAGUGGAUUCUGUCCUGCUACUCCCCAUUUAAAGAAAAACCGAAUUUCCCCGGUCUCUCUGACUUGUCCAUGGAAGAGGCAAGGCUAUUCAUUUAUGAAGCAAAAGCAAAUAAUACUUUGGAUCAAGCUGUAGCCUAUAUGAACAAUUUGUUUAAAGAUGCAAGGUAUAAACAUGAACAAUUACUACAGCCAAAUGCUGCGAUCACAAAAGUUCUGAGAAGUCUAUAUAAAGGAGAAUUGGUUCCAUCACCUUUAGCUAGUACUGGUCAGACAUCAAGCUUUGAGUCAAAUUCCUCUGCUUCAUCGUUAUUCCGAAGUGCUGUCCACAGUACUCCUGCAUUUAGCCAAAAUACUAAUACUGCAGCCUUUGGACAAAAUCCUUCUAACUCUAUAUUUGGACAAAAUUUUUCACAAACCCCGAAUGCUCCAUCAGUGUUUGAUCAGAAGCCCAAUUUUGGAACAGAUAAUGCCAAAUCAAUAUUUUCUCAAGCUAGUCACAGCAUUUUUGGCCAAAAUCAAACUAGUCAAAAUGUCUUUAAUGGAAACCAGCAGUCAAACAAAGUUUUUGGACCUAGUCAAACAACAAAUAUUUUCGACAAACCCGACACCACAGCCAAGUCAAUAUUUGGCCAAGCCAGUCAAAGUGUAUUUAAUUCCAAUCAGCCACAGACAAAUCCUGCAAAUAUAUUUGCUAGUGCAACUCAAUCUGCUUUUGGGUCGUCACCAUUUAGUCAACAACAAGAAAGUUCUCCAUUUGGAAAUAAUGUCCAAAGCAAUACACCAUUUUCAAAUACGGCUCCGAGUAUUUUUCAAGCAGCAAAUAAGCAGAAUGAUGAUUGCACAAUUUAUAGUAACAUGAAUGAUUUAUCACCUACUGACAUAGAAUGCUUCAGUGCUGAUGAUUUUAAACUAGGAUUCAUUCCUGAAAUACCACCUCCUCAUUCACUAUGUUUUUGA
Chilo suppressalis (striped riceborer) is the source of this 1146-nucleotide messenger RNA. Lineage: Eukaryota; Metazoa; Arthropoda; Insecta; Lepidoptera; Crambidae. The record is from the annotation of a GenBank genome assembly.